This is a messenger RNA of Cherax quadricarinatus, 1737 nucleotides long. The record is from RefSeq and is a predicted model, not a curated record. NCBI's taxonomy places the organism in Eukaryota, Metazoa, Arthropoda, Malacostraca, Decapoda, Parastacidae.
AUGGCCACCUCUGAAGUACUCAUCCCUGAAGAAAUUCCCACCUCUGCCAUCCUCGCACCUACCACUGACACUUCACUCUCAAAACACCGAAUUGUCACGCCUGCACCCUCUACACCCUCUUUCUCAUACAGUCUGGAUGUUAUCUCUGUCAUCGGUGUGUUGGUGCUGGGGUGUGGCAGGGUGUGGUGUGGGGAGAUACUACACUACAGUGAGUCCCAACACUCGAGGAGCGAGGAAGGACUCCCUGGUUACAACGUUACAGGGACGUGGAGCUGGGUGGACAGUUACGGGGAGAGUCACCACAUCUGGUACGUUGCUGACACCGGAGGCUUCAGAGCCUUUGGAGACUCUGUGCCCAGUCAGCCUGGAGCUGCCGCCGAGCUCAUCCCUAUCGGCGUCCCCGUGGUGACGGGCGUCCCACUUUUUACUGGGCAAAGGACGCUAGCCAAGGGUGUCCCAGCAUUUCCAGCCGAGAAGAGGACCUUGGAAGAGGGCGUCCCAGGGCGCGGGGCGGGACAAAGAGUGCCUGUAAAGGGCACUGGAUCUCACCCACAGCAAGGAACCGCCCCCGCUGAGUCCCUCUCGUCAGGUACUCAGCCCAGAGAUAUUUUCUUGCAGAGUCUCACAGAGGAAUUUAAAAAUAGCAUCGGAAACGGUGGUAACUGCAGCUUGACUCCUGGUAGUGAUGAACUGAGGGAAAGCGAGAGUGAUGUGAGUAUUACAGCUGAUCAUGUGACCACACCUUCUGUUGCUGCUCGGGGCGUUGCACUACCAGUUUUUGCCUCUCAACACACUAGCUCAGAGUUUGUUGCUGGUCAGUCGGAACACGAGGAAGAUGACUUGUUGCUGCAACAGCCGGAGGAACCUGCAUCACACACUGCCAAGCCUCUUGCCACGUCUUCGGAGAACAAUGUUAUGGCUCCUGUGUUCGACAAAUUAACCUCUGGGUUUGGUGAUCCUGAUGAUAACCCCCAGGAGUCCCGAGAUAUAAAAAAUGCCUUAUUAGAAAUAAUGAGUUUGCCACCUGAUCAGCCUAUUACGGGAACAGAUUUCGUACUUGUUAACCGUAUUCGGAUACCCAACGUGCCCAAACCUCGGGUCGGGUCCCAGCAGCUGGUGCCGCAGCCCGUGAGCGUGAAGGGACGGAUACCACCCGUCAUCAUGGGACUCCAUACCUCCGGCAGAUCAACUCACCGCCGCCUUCCUCUCGCUGCAAGGUCUCUGGCUCCGCUGGGGAUCCACCUCCUUAAUCUAGUACCAUUCCAGGAUAGCCGCAAGAACAAACAUGCUAACGGGCCGGUGCCUAGACCCGUACGGGUAGUAGGAGAACCAAGCCUCGACAACUUCUACCGUCCUGCCCAGCUGGUUUUCACUACGCCUUCUCCCUUCAGACUACCAAGCCCCAUACGCGACUACGACUACCAGUAUUUCGAUUACGACUACGCCGACUAUGAAUCUGGUUAUAAGAGUGGCCGAGAGAGCUCCUUCCGUAAAACUAGAAGUAAAUCUCUGGGAGAAGGAAGCGAAGAGAAUUCCAAAGAAAGCGGCUUUCCAGACAGCGAAGAAAAGGAGGACUGAGCUAAGAAACACUGAGCUGAGUUCAGAAGCAGACAUUAGUUCCUGACAGCUUGAGGUGUUCGCGCCUUGAAGUUUGUGUAAGGAAAAUGAUGGCUUUCGAGAGGCCAAGUAGGAACACAUUAGUAGCAUGAGGUCUAAACUAAGAUGGGUGCUUCCUGG